UGGAUAUUAAAAACCACAAAUAUCAAAGCAGCAAAUAUGAAGGGAUGAGUGUACAUCCAAACAGUGUCCCUUGGUGGAAAUUUUAGGGGGGAUUUAUUCAAGCCGCCUGACACUUACCCUUCUUGGAAUCUGUUUUGCCUUUUCCAGGCCAACUAUGUUUUCCCCUUCUCCAUUCUUUUCCCCCCACAGGGAGAUAGCCGCCUUGGAGGAGAAGCUCCAGUCCUCAGAGGAGAAGACCCAGCAGCUCCUGAGCCUCAUCCAGGAGAAGGACCACCUGAUCAGCCAGCUCUGCCACCGGAGCCACUUGCUGAGCAAGAUCUGCCGCAGCCACCCGGUGCUGGACAACCUCCUGGCCUACAUGGCUGAAGGGGAACGACUGAACCCCAUCCUUGGAGGACGCAGCUCUCCCGAACUCGGACCCUCGUUGGAGAUGAACUGCCUCCUGAGCCUUGACUUGGAUGGCACCAACGACUUCUCCCUCGGGGUGGAAGAGGAGGAGGAUGAAGACCACAACUCUGAGCAGACUUUGUUCGGCACUACAGUGUGAACAUGGGGCACGAGCCCUUUCCUCAGCCCCAGACACGUUGGGGGCUCUUUGAAGAGAAGGGAUUUGCAGUUUACUUGAACCAUUGUGGUGGAAUUUGAACCCACCAACUUCGGGCACACCAGCCAAACUCGCUGGCUGACCGUAAAGCAUCCCAUUUGGCCCCCAAAUAAUCAAACCUCAGCUGCCACGACAAACCAGCCUGCCCAGCAGCCUCAUUUAUGCCAUAUUUGGCAGGCUGUGGUACAAUCUGGAAGGACUAGCUUUGGGAGCUGUGGACUUCCUGACAGUAAGAGCCGUUUGGCAGUGGAAGACGGAGGGUGGUGGAGUCUCCCUCUUUGGAGGUUCUUAAGCAGAGGCUGGAUGCCCACCUGUCACAACAAAGGCUUUGAUUGCAUGACCCUGCAUGGCAAAAUGGUUUUGGAGUGGAGGUCCCUUCCAACUGUUGGAUUCUAUGUAUUCCUGCUUGGCAUAAUGGGGUUGGACUGGGUGGCCCCUGGCGGUCCCUUCCAACUUAAGGAUUCUAUAAUUUGGGAGUUGUGCUCCCUCCAAGUAACUUCUCCUCAUUGGAGGAACAUAGGGGGAGGUCUCUUUCAUAUAUAUAUUUUAUCCAUGUGCCCUCUUAGCAAUGAUUCCACAGGGUUGGAACAUCAUUUUUGGUGCAUUGCUGGCUUGUCUUUCUUGGUGCCCACGCGCCCAUCAAGCCAGGUAGUUUCCACAUGUCUUUGGCCACAGGAUGUAUCGGAGACACUUGUUUCCUCCUUCAGAGACAGCCUUUGAAAUGUCUCAGGUGGAAGAGGGGAUUCCUACACACCAGCAACACCAUUUUAAAGGGAAUACUACCAGAGUCAAAUGUUGAACCCUGGACUGUCACUUCAGUUCCACUGAUUUGGUGGGAUCACCUUUCAUUCCUCAUGUCUUUAGGAACCCAUUUCAAUUGCUCCCUCCAUCUUCUCAGCUCCUCCCCUGACAUUCUUACCAUGGAGUCAGUUGGCUUCCAGAAUACAGUGGUCCCUUGGUAUCUGCUGGGUUUUGGUUCCAGGAGCCCCGGUGGAUAACAAAAUUUGUAGAUGCUGAAAUCCCAUUAUAUACAAUGGAUAUUUUUUAUUACUACUACUAUUACU
Sceloporus undulatus (fence lizard) is the source of this 1668-nucleotide messenger RNA. It is a transcript of the gene VMAC, whose product is annotated as vimentin type intermediate filament associated coiled-coil protein. The coding region runs from base 155 to 547 and encodes 130 amino acids. The record is from RefSeq and is a predicted model, not a curated record. NCBI's taxonomy places the organism in Eukaryota, Metazoa, Chordata, Lepidosauria, Squamata, Phrynosomatidae. The transcript has a single exon.